AUGAAAAGCCUCUUCCGAAGGAGCGUCAGGAAUCCUGAAAGUAUCUCAGUGAUAGCAACAAACAACAGCAGUGGGGGAGCAGGUCAUAAUCAUCAGAGCAGCAGCAGCAAUCAUAUUAACAACAGUAAUAAUAAUGCCAGUAGUAAUAAUUCCUCUCCUAAUUCUGCGGGCUUGCCAGGAUCAAACUCAUCAUCAUCAUCACAAGGAUUAUCAUUUUCGUUUCUGUUACCAACUGCGGAAAAUUUAGCAAGAGAACCACCGUGUGGACUCGAGUUAUUGGAAUAUGCCAAUGGUGAUAUCUAUGAAGGAGAGGUGAAUUUGAAAGGACACCGACACGGCUCGAGUAAUUGUUGUUUUUCUGAAGAUGCUGAACGAGAAUAUCCUCCAAAUUUCAAUCCAUCACAACCUGCUAUAAAACAGUUUACAGGUAAAUGGUUUUCAAACAUGCCGUGUAUAGAUACUCCUGCUGUGAUCCAAUACUCCAAUGGAGAUCGAUACUGUGGUGCUGUCAUGGCAUUCACGGAAGAGCUUUUGGAUGACUCCAAUGUACUCUCAGAAUAUUACAAUCGCAAAACUGUGAGCUCUCCUUCAUCGGGUGUAUCUUCGUCACAAUCAUCUAACACAAGCACAAACAAUUCCAAUUCCUCUAAUAAUUCAAAGAAAAAGAAGUCACCGUUUUCAUUCAACAGUACAAGCGAAGCAAAUAAUAAUAUUUUCGGUAAUAUACCAUCAGGAGAAGAGGGCUUACCAUUCAUCAUGAAGCACGGAGAAGGAGAGCUACAUUAUGCAAACGGAUCAAAAUAUAAUGGAAGUUUUUUGAGAGACAUGCGUGAAGGUUUUGGAGUGAUGAUAGACAUGAAAAACGACACUGAAUAUUAUGGAAACUGGAAAGAUAAUGAAAAAGAAGGCUUUGGUACCAUGAUCUUCAAAGAUGGUACUGUGUAUGAGGGUGAAUGGAAAGCAGGUGCUCAAGGAGGAAGAGGAGUAUUGAGAUUACCAAAUGGUGAUAAAAUUAUUGGAGAAUGGAGUGGGAACAACAUCAAAAAAGCCACCUAUGAAAAAGGUACUAUACAGCAUGUUAAUAGCAAAUGUCAAGUAAUGCUUCUCAGAGAAGAAGUUAAGAAAACAGAGAAAAAUGACAGAACUACUUCAUUUUCACAUGUCACAACUCCAAUACUUGCCAAAGAAGAUCUUGUCACCCAACGAAAAUGGGACGGUCUUUUUGCAAGUUUUACAGAUUCCAUAAAUUAUGAAAAAGAGAAGUUUGCAAAUAGCUCAAUUGCAAAGUUUAUUGAAGAAAAGAAGAGUCAAGAAGAUACUGUGUCUCCCAUGUCAAGGAAGUCAAUUCAGGAUACUUUACAGACCUACCUUGAUGACGCAAUGGUUCGAAAAUUGUCGAAAAUUACAUAUGACAAUGUCACACAGAUUGUCCACAACACUGACGAAAUUUUACCAAUUAAUGGAGUUCUAUCAACAGCAACCAAUGACCACGUUCUAUCUAGAAUAAUUUCCAAAUUUGUUAAUCUUUUUAAUUGGAAAUAUCAUCAAAGUGAUAUCCAAUCCACGGUGGCUGCCAAAUACCAUAUUCCCCAUGCCCUUGACGACUUUCAUUCCUUUGUGAUAUUUUUGUUUGAGAAAACGUGUUUUAUUAUCGGCACAGAUGCUGUGGUAGUAUUCGGCCACAAAAGGCUCCUGUAUGAGCUGAAGGAUCAUGUAUUAAGUAGAAUUUAUAACGCAUUAUUCACAAUUUACAAGUUUUGUUAUCAAGAACAAGACAACAUGUAUAAAUUCAAAACUCUAGCUCUCUCAACAAUAUCCAUGAGAGAAUUGGGUGUUAAAGAAGGAUUCAUUCCAACAGACGAAAUUGUAUUAUUUGAAAAUCCAUACGACCAAUGUAUUAAGAAACUUCGACAAAUUUCCACACAAAACACGACGGCUCAUGCAAAAUUGGAUGUGCUUGUACAAGUUGGAAAAGAAUUGAUCACAGCUAUUGACUUUAUUGAAGAGAAGAAACGAGGUAAAAUAUCGGAUCGAGGAGCUGAUGACACCCUUCCCGUGUAUCUCUAUGUUUUCAUCCAAGCACAAAUUCCAAAUGUAUUUAGCACCUUUAAAUUCUUACUGGAUUUUAUGGAUGAAAAAGCUCAAACCACAGAGCAAGGCUACCGAUUUUCUGUUUUUGAAAAUGCCAUUCAAUACAUUCCAAUGAUUGACUCGUCGAUACGAGAUACCAAUGGCAUUCUAGUUCCAACCUUUGUGUUGGAGGAUCGGCUGGAGAGUUGUGUGAAAAAGAUUAGAAAAGAAUCAAAAGAGGUUGGUGAUGCUCCUCGGCUCUUAUGGAUGAGCUCUUUAUUUAUUGUUGUUGGAAGCACACUCUCUGAACAGUCACAAACGCACGCUGGUGGUAGUACUGCUGGAACUCCAAAUGUUAUUCCAAUUACCCACAAACAUCAUAAGGAAUUGUUGAACAGAUAUUACAAGCAUGCAGAAAGAAUUCUCAAAUGCAUUUCGCUACAACUGGAAGCUCAAGAUUUACCUUCAUCUGUGCCAACAACUCCCACUGCAGAUACUCCUGUUUCUCCAAGAGAGCAAGAAGAAGAUUGGACUCCGCUCCAAAAGAAAAUGUCCAAUGCUGAUAACACUCCAAGGAUGACCACCAAGCAAUUCAGCAUUGUUGUGGAACAGGUGUAUCCAAGUCAUAUUUACUUUAAACUCGCCAGAAAACUUGAAGAAUUACUGGAAGAACAUUAA
This is a messenger RNA of Naegleria lovaniensis, 2748 nucleotides long. RefSeq lists its product as uncharacterized. The record is from RefSeq and is a predicted model, not a curated record. Lineage: Eukaryota; Heterolobosea; Eutetramitea; Acrasida; Naegleriidae. The transcript is spliced from 4 exons. The coding region runs from base 1 to 2748 and encodes 915 amino acids.